This is a messenger RNA of Anolis sagrei ordinatus, 3014 nucleotides long. It is a transcript of the gene DOK3, whose product is annotated as docking protein 3. The record is from RefSeq and is a predicted model, not a curated record. Gene Ontology annotation, cellular component: cytoplasm. NCBI's taxonomy places the organism in Eukaryota, Metazoa, Chordata, Lepidosauria, Squamata, Anolidae. Gene Ontology annotation, biological process: Ras protein signal transduction; cell surface receptor protein tyrosine kinase signaling pathway; positive regulation of MAPK cascade.
AUGGAGUGCCCAGUGAAAGAUGGGAUCCUCUAUAUUCAUCAUCCAAAAUUUGGGAAGAAGGCCUGGCGGAAAGUAUGGGCCCAGCUCUUUGCCGACAGCCCCUCCGGUGUUGCACGGCUAGAGUACUUCGAAGCUCGUGAAGGGGUCAAAGCAGAAAAGGCAACUCUGCGGAAGGGGGAGCGCAAGGUGAUCCGCCUCUCCGACUGUGUCUCCGUGGAACGGGCUGAGGAACAGAGCUCUCCCAAGGACACCACACCCUUUUGCUUGUGCAUGAUGGAGCGCAAUUGUUUCCUGGCGGUGGAUCAGCCAGAUGAGUGGAUAGAAUGUAUUUGCCAACUGGCUUUUCAGAAACCUCCUGGCCCAUGCAGUGCAGUGGUGAACACCCCCAGCCCACGUCCCCUAAUGGAAGAGAAUACCAUUUACUCAUCCUGGCAGGAAGCAUGUGAGUACCCCGUGGUGGUCUUCCCCACUGAAGCUUCUGCUCGAUGUCACCUGAAGGGAAACUACCUGGUGGUCCCUUUAUUUGAUCAGUUGGUGCUGAAGGAUGUGCAAUCUGGGCAAACUCUCUAUACCUGGCCUUACACCUUCCUUCGAAGAUUUGGCCAGGAAAAGAAUUUGUUCUCUUUUGAGGCAGGGCGGCGAUGCAGUUCAGGAGAAGGUCUCUUUACUUUCAAUACAACCCGAGCAGCAGAAAUCUGCACAACUGUCUCGGCAGCCAUAGACCACCAGAAAGCCAUUCUUUUGAUGGAUGGAGACAAGAAAGCUGGGCUUUCCUCAGUCCAAGACUCAAAACAGAAAGCAGGGUGCUGGUCCUGGCCUGCUAUUGUGGAGAGCCCGGAGGAAAAAGAACCGCUGUAUGCAGGAAAUCCUGUGGGACUUGCAGACAGGGACCUCCCAGCAGCUAGUGACGGCCUUUUUGCUUCCCCUAAGGUGGGAGCUCCUGAAACGCCUAUCAUCUAUGCGUCCAUUGGCAAGAGCUUUCCACCCCUCUUCCAGCCCUAUGGCAAUACAGAAGCAGAGCCCAAGGAGCAAAAGGACAGACUUUCUGACCAUCUUUAUGAGAACCUACGUGCUUUGGAACAGCAGCGCAUCCUCUACUCUGAGGCUCUUGACUUUGGCUGCAGAGACUCCCCUGAGGGCAGUGCCAGCAGCAGCAACACUGAGUCCUCACCUAUUUAUGAUAACAGCCCCGUGGCUGCCAGGCGCUCAAGUAACCAUCCCUGCCCCAGUCCUACCACAGCUGUUGACCCCUCCCCAGAGAUCCAGCACCCUCCUCCAAUGUUGGGUUGCCAAGAUGCUGCCGGGGGGAGCGAGGGGAGCAGCAAGCCCAAAGCGAGAGGAGCAGGCGCUUUCAGGCACAAGCUGGUCACCAUGCUGAGCAGAGAGGGGGGAGCCUCCAAGGCCACCAGCAAGAAUGAGAGUGCCAUGGGCAAGUCCUAGGUGACCUGUCUAGACAUAGGAGAACAGUCCCAGGACUGAGAGUUGUUCUCAGAGCUUGAGAAAGUUACCUUUUUUGAUUAUAACGUCCACAGUUUCCCAACCUGUGAGAUUAGGCUGGCUAGGGGAUUUUGAGAUCUGUCAUGCUCAAAACCGGACUUUCCCAGGCUCUGGUUCUUUCCAUGAUUCUCCCUCUCCUUCUCCAUGCACUGAUAUCCUUGCCAGGUCUUUCUGACCUGAAGAUGCAGCUUUCCAAGCUAGAGGUUGGUGACCUGGGAAGCAAGCCUAACUAGAAACUUUAUUGCACCUGCUUUGGAUGGUUAGUGAUUGGGACAGGGAUUGUUUUACUUACCACAUUAGUGGACAUAAAGGAAUCUGGAAAGACAGGUGGAUAUAUAUGAUUUAGGUGUCUUCUCUUCCCUUUUGGUCUCAUUGAAUGGGUUUUCUUACAUUGUCACUUGUAGUCUUUGGUCAUCUCAAUUCUGGUUUGCUUUAGUUUUUCUCUCUGUGUGUCUCUCAAUCCUUUUUGCUUUUUAGGUGGUUAUACCUCCAGCGGUCUUUUUUUCCAUAAAAAUACCCGAGUCUUAGAAAGGUGUGUUUUGGAUUGCAGCUCUAGCCAGAUUGUUAAAUAUGGCCUAUCAGUAUAUGUUCAAGGAGCCCCCGGUAACGCAAUGGGCUAAACCCUUGUGCCAGCAGGACUGCUGACCAAAAGGUUGGCAGUUCGAAUGCAGGGAGGAGGGUGAGCUCUCAUCUGUCAGCUCCAGCUUCCCAUGUGGGGACAUGAGAGAAGCCUCCCACAGGAUUGUAAAACAUUUGGGCAUCCCCUGGGCAACGUCCUUACAGACGGCCAAUUCUCUCACACCAGAAACAACCUGCAGUUUCUUGGGUCGCUUCUGACACACACAAAAGGAAGGUUCCCAUCCCAUCUUCCUCUAGGCCACAGAUUAUAAGGAUGGAAGGAAAAGGUAUGCUCAAAUAAUUGCUAGUUGAUACUGUUCUAAGUAGACCAGUGGUCCAACCAUGUCUAAUGCAACUUAGAUUAGGUUUAAUGGAAUAUCAAUUUGGAUUCUUGACAAACUCAGAAUCCAGCACAAUGCCAUUUGUGCCCGAACAGCACAAAAAUGUUUGCAACAAUCUAAGAUCUUUAGAUUAAUCCACCAGGAAGAGUGUUACAAACAGCAGGUGUGUAGCUUGCCUGGGAGAAGAGGGGGAAUGUCUGACUUGAGACUGAAGUCAAGUGGAUUACACUAUGUCCUGGGACAGACCGGAGGAAGGAGGGAGGGAGGGGCUUGCAAACAUUCACACAGGUCUCUUUCACAGGCAUAGGUGGCUUUCACCUGCAAUAAUGGCAGUGCAUGCUAGGAGGCAGAAAAGCAGAAAAAUCAGUUUUAAGUAUUUUAACUGUUUAUUUUUAAUUAAUUCCACUGAUGUUUAAUUCUAUGUACAUUUUUGGGUUUUAAAUUGUAUCGAAUUGUUUUUAUUGUGAGCUGCUUUGAGUCUCCCUUGUAUAGAGAAAAAGUGGGAAAUAAAUAAACAUAAUAAUAAAACAUGUACUUCCAAUAGUUUAAUAAUAGCAA